Panicum virgatum (switchgrass) is the source of this 2320-nucleotide messenger RNA. RefSeq names its product transcription initiation factor TFIID subunit 6-like. The transcript has 13 exons. The record is from RefSeq and is a predicted model, not a curated record. Bases 463 to 2085 code for a protein of 540 amino acids. Gene Ontology annotation, cellular component: SLIK (SAGA-like) complex; SAGA complex; transcription factor TFIID complex. Gene Ontology annotation, biological process: RNA polymerase II preinitiation complex assembly; transcription initiation at RNA polymerase II promoter. Gene Ontology annotation, molecular function: RNA polymerase II general transcription initiation factor activity; transcription coactivator activity; protein heterodimerization activity. Lineage: Eukaryota; Viridiplantae; Streptophyta; Magnoliopsida; Poales; Poaceae.
CCCUACCCGAUCCCCCACUGCCCGGCCCACACCACUCGGCACUCGCCUACCCCACCUCUAGCCUCGAGCUCCCGAUUCCCACAAUCCCCCAUCUCAGCCGGCAACCCUAGGCGGCGGCGGCCGGCGGCUGGUGGAGCUGGACGGUAACUGGGCGAGGGCGGCGUGCAGAGUGCUAGCUUGCACCGGGCGCACCGCGCGGCCGGGCACGGACGACGCUGCGGAGGCAAGACGCGCCGCGUGGUCGGGCACGGAUGGCAGGGGCUCGGUGAUGGGCAGUGCCGCGGUGGCAUCGGCUCCAGCUGCGCCUUCUUGGAUUCUCCCGGUCACUCAUUCUCCUUUCUCCAGCACACCGGCACCGCAAGGCGACAUUCUGAUCUGUGAACCGUAGGCCUGCAGUAACUCAGUAAGCUAGCAACUAAGGGUUCGGAGGCCUUCAGGGGAUUCGGGCCCGGGAGCACCGCGAUGAGCAUCGUGCCGAAGGAGACAAUCGAGGUCAUCGCCCAGAGCGUCGGUAUCCCUAGCCUUGGCGCCGAUGUCGCCGCCGCCCUCUCCCCCGACGUCGAGUACCGCCUCCGCGAGAUCAUGCAGGAGUCCAUUAAAUGUAUGCGGCAUGCAAAACGGACAGUUCUGACUGCAGAUGAUGUUGACAGUGCUCUCAGCCUAAGGAAUGUUGAGCCUGUAUAUGGAUUCGCUUCUGGUGAUCCAUUGCGGUUUAAGAGAGCUGUUGGACAUAAGGAUCUCUUCUAUCUUGAUGACCGGGAGGUAGACUUCAAAGAGAUUAUUGAAGCUCCUCUGCCAAAGGCCCCUCUUGACACAGCAGUUGUAGCCCAUUGGCUAGCGAUUGAGGGUGUGCAGCCUGCAAUUCCGGAGAAUCCUCCUAUUGAUGCAAUUAUACCACCAGCUGAAAAUAAAAGGUCGGAACAUGGGAAGGAUGAUGGGCUUGCCGUUGAUGUUAAGCUUCCUGUUAGGCAUGUAUUAUCUAGAGAACUACAGAUGUACUUUGAUAAAAUAGCUGAACUUACUAUGAGUAGAUCUGAUACGCCUCUUUUUAAAGAAGCUUUAGUGAGCUUGGCAAAAGAUUCAGGCCUUCAUCCAUUGGUUCCUUACUUUUCCUACUUCAUCGCAGAUGAGGUUACCAGGAGUUUGGGGGAUCUCCCUGUUUUAUUUGCUCUCAUGCGAGUAGUCCGAAGUCUUCUCCAUAAUCCACACAUUCAUAUUGAACCUUAUUUGCACCAGUUGAUGCCAUCAAUGAUCACUUGCAUUGUCGCAAAAAGGCUAGGGCAUAGGCUCUCUGAUAACCACUGGGAACUUAGAGACUUCUCUGCCAAUUUGGUUGCUUUGGUAUGCCAGAGGUUUGGUCAUGUCUAUCACAACCUUCAAAACCGGUUAACAAAAACAUUAAUCCAUGCGUUUCUUGAUCCUGCGAAAUCAUUGACCCAACAUUAUGGUGCUGUUCAAGGGAUAUCUGCAUUGGGGCCCAGUGCGAUUAGGCUGCUGAUUUUGCCCAACCUCGUGACAUAUAUGCAACUUCUGGAGCCAGAACUGCAGCUUGAGAAGCAGAAAAAUGAGAUGAAAAGGAAGGAAGCCUGGCGUGUUUAUGGUGCCUUGCUGUGUGCUGCAGGCAAAUGCUUGUAUGAUCGGCUCAAAUUAUUUCCUGUUUUGCUUUCUCCAUCGACACGUCCUCUUUUGAGGAGUGAUAAAAGGGUUUUAACCAAUAACCCAAAUAAGCGGAAAUCCAGCACAGAUCUCUCUGCAUCCCAGCCACCUCUGAAGAAGAUGGCGCCGGACACUUCAGUCAACUCCAUGGCAGGAAACAUGCAAGGAGCUAUGGAUGGCUUUUCCACUCAGUUGGGUAACCCUGGGAUGAUGCAGGCUUCAUCCUCCAGACAGAUGGUGGAGAGCAUCCCAUCAGCUGCGAUCCGGAGAGAUCAGGGCAGCGAUCUUGCGCAGAGAGUGUCCACGGUGCUGAGGCAAGCUUGGAAGGAGGAUCAGGAUGCCGGUCAUCUCCUGGGGUCACUGUAUGAGGUCUUUGGUGAAGCCAUCUUCUCCUUUGUCCAACCACCAGAGAUAUCCUUGUUUGUGUAGAAAAAGUGGAUUCAUAGGCUUGGAGGUAUUUCAAUCUGUGGUGUACAUGUAGGGACAAUAGGGACAGUUCCUGGGUGGAAUGUCUUACUGGAUUCUUGGAAUUGUUUCAAGAAAUAUGGAAGUUAUGUAACAGUAGGGACAGUUCCUUGGUGGGUGUGGUGUAACUUGCAUCAGUUGAUCUAGUGAGUUAUAGUAUAAUUUUAACCAAAAUUUGGCAGAGAUCUUGAAAACUGAA